Molecule: messenger RNA, 1292 nt
Organism: Sesamum indicum (sesame)
Lineage: Eukaryota; Viridiplantae; Streptophyta; Magnoliopsida; Lamiales; Pedaliaceae
Product: fasciclin-like arabinogalactan protein 2
Cellular component (GO): plasma membrane
Source: RefSeq, a predicted model, not a curated record
AUAAAACUGGAAAUAGAAAAUUGGGUUCAAAUUACAGUAUGGAAGAACAUAUGCUACAUAAUAUAUAGCUUCAGAAGUGCAGCAACCAGUCAUCAAUCCUUCAACACUCCACUGCAACUCCGGCCACCAUGAAGCUCCCAAUCUCUAUUCUCAGCUUCCUCCUCCUCCUCUCCACCACCACCUAUGCCCACAAUAUCACCCGCAUCCUAGCUCAGCAUCCUGACUUCUCCACAUUCAACCACUAUCUCACCACCACCCAUCUCGCCGCCGAGAUCAACCGCCACCGCACCAUCGUCGUUGACAAUGCCGCCAUGAACAACCUCCUAUCCAAGCACUUCUCCCUCUACACCAUCAAGAACAUCCUCUCCCUCCACAUCUUCGCUGAUUACUUCGGCUCCAAGAAGCUCCACCAGAUCACCAAGGGCUCCACCACCACCUCCUCCCUCUUCCAGGCCACCGGCGAGGCCGCAGGAACCUCCGGAUACGUCAAUAUCACCGACAUGAAGGGGGGAAUCGGGUUCUCCCCUGUCGACAGCGACUCCGACCAACCCAUGGCCACCUACGUCAAAUCCAUUGAAGAAUUGCCCUACAACAUCUCCGUCAUUCAAAUCAGCCACAUUCUCUCCUCGCCGGAGGCCGAGGCCCCCACCGCAGUCCUAAUCGACCUUAACUUAACUUCUCUAAUGGCAAAGCAAGGCUGCAAGACCUUCUCGGACCUGAUAACCGCGCAAGGCACAGAUAAAACCUUCACUCAAAGCGUCGAAGGGGGCCUCACGAUCUUCUGCCCGUCUGACGACACCAUCGCAUCCUUCAUGCCCAGGUACAAAAACCUCACAGCUGAGGGAAAAACUUCACUGCUGCUAUACCACGGGCCGGUGUACAAUUCCUUGGGAAUGCUUAGAUCCAGCAACGGAUUGAUGAACACUUUGGCCACCAAGGGAGCCAACAAAUUCGAUUUCACGGUGCAGAACGACGGCGAGGACGUGAAGAUCGAGACCAAAGUCGUUACGGCGACGAUCAGAGGAACUCUGGUCGACGAAGACCCCCUCGCAGUUUACAAGAUCGACAAGGUCUUGCUUCCCAGAGAGCUGUUCAAGGUGGCGCCGUCGGCCCCGGGGACGAAGUCAGCAAAGUCGAGGGCCCAAGACGAGGCGGAUGCUCCGGGUCCCGCCGGCGAUGAGGUUCCGGCUGAUGAGAAUUCGAGCAACGACGGCAUGAGACUUGUGGGUUGUGGCGGGAUAUUGACGCUGAGCUUCAGUUUGAUUUUGGGAGAAUUGGUGUGCGCUUUUUGA